Nothobranchius furzeri (turquoise killifish) is the source of this 4824-nucleotide messenger RNA. RefSeq lists its product as uncharacterized. Lineage: Eukaryota; Metazoa; Chordata; Actinopteri; Cyprinodontiformes; Nothobranchiidae. Gene Ontology annotation, molecular function: RNA polymerase II cis-regulatory region sequence-specific DNA binding; DNA-binding transcription factor activity, RNA polymerase II-specific. The record is from RefSeq and is a predicted model, not a curated record. Gene Ontology annotation, biological process: regulation of transcription by RNA polymerase II.
GGACGAGAGGGGAGGGGGGGGGGGUUGCAUGGGGUGAAACAUGGCCGCUGCAGACCCAUCGAAGUCUCCGAAACGAGAGAAAACCCCCGUGGAGGAGGUGGAAACAUCUGGGGAGCAGGCCGAGGUGGCAGGUUCGGGCAGCAGCCUGGAGCAGAAGGAUGAGCCGACUUGUGAUAAACCAGCGGACACCCCCGUCGAUGAGCUCGGCGUCGAUUCAGAGGUUAGUGUCGAGCCCGGUGCUGCCGGAGCAGACAAAACGACAUGCAGCUCACCACCAGAGGACCAAACAGCGGAUGAAAAAAUGGCCGAGGCCGUUGGAGAGCGGCGGCAGGCUUUCGACUGGUCAGAGGCUGAAGAUGACGAAGAAGCGGCGAAAACUACCAGAGAGGAAAAUAACAAAAGUGAUCUCUCUAACGUUUCCGAGACCGCUGAAAAGGUGAAGCCGGACAGGGCUUUCGAGGACGAUGCAGAAAAGUCUGUUGACACCAAAAAUUCACACUCUGAUGAGAGCUGCAAAGAGAAGUCACAAGUACAGGAUCUGGGAGGUGAAGUUGACCUUAUGGAGGAGAUGAUCGAAGAUGAUGAUGAGGAUGACGGGGACGAGGAGGAAACUGAUCCCACAGCUAAACAAAAAACGUUUUGUCUGGUGUGCAAGGACUGUGGGAAGAGCUUCAAACGCCGUGAGAUGUACAACCUUCACCGCCACUUUCAUGCACACGAGGAUGAGUUCACGCCCCUCACUUGUAAAGAAUGUGGCCUUACCUUCCAGCAACGAAGCAGCUUCAUUAAACACAGAAAUGAACACAGAGAAAUGGAGGAGAGGCUCAUGACUCCAAAGAUGGAGAGCCACACAACGGAGGAGGGCAGAUAUCAGUGUGCAGAAUGUGAGAAAAUUUUUCCCACAGUUGGUAAGCUGAGGGACCACGGAUGCUGUAAUCUAGCAGAAAAGCCUUAUCACUGCACCCUGUGCCGGCAGGAUUUCCAGUUUAAAGUGUCUAUCAGUAAGCACAUGAUGACCCAUUCCCAGGAGGGCAUGUUUAAAUGUCAAGAGUGCACUCUAACCUUCCGAACCGCCAUGGCUCUGCGCUUCCAUCAGAAAUCCCACACCGGCCUCAAGCCCUAUGAAUGCCCCGAGUGUGGCAUGGUUUUUAAGCACUACUCCGUGAUGGAAGAUCACCGGCGAAAACAUGUAGACAAAAGCCGUUCUCACCUCUGCACCAUCUGUGGCAAGGCUUUCAAGUACAGCAGCCUCCUUCAUCAGCAUCAAUACCUGCACACGGGCCAGAAACCCUUCUGCUGCCCCGAAUGUGGCAAAAAGUUUGCUUUUGCCCAGAACAUGAAGGCGCACUGCCGUCAGCAUAGGCUGCGGGAAACCAACUCACUCAGCGAGCCGCCUAGCAAACCAGCCACUGAGGACGCCAAAGGGCCAGAGAAGGAGAACACGAGCACAGCCGAGGAACCAAAACGCACUUUUACUUGCCCUCUCUGUCCCCAAACAUUUCCAUCAGCAGCAAACUUGAGAGCUCACAUGCUCAUCCACGAGGCAGAGUAUGAGAAGAUGGAGAGAAAACCUCAAUCUCCAAAAGAACUAAACAAGACCUGGGACAAAGGACAUGCAUGUCCACACUGUCCUAGUGUUUACCGAGAGGAAUCCAGUUUAAAUCUACAUCUGUUGAAUUUUCACAAGUCACCUAAAAAAUAUUUGGAAAGGCUGUCGGCAAAACCUAAGAAUGAUUUUGCACCGUUAAGCAGUGAUGAUAUGCAGGAGAAGUGGAAGAGCGAAGAGACAAGUAUUAAGUCAUACAAGUGUUCGGAGUGUGGAAAAUCGUUCCGCCACCGCUCGGUGUUAGAGCUGCACAUGCGCAUACAUUCCAAGGACAAACCGUACCAGUGUAAAGUGUGUGGCAAGGGAUUUAGGUUCGGUAGCUACUUGCAGCAACAUUUAAUCAUCCACACAGGCGAGAAGCCAUACAAAUGUCCUGAUUGUGGGAAGGACUUUGCUUUCCUCCAGAAUAUGAGGACACACCAGAGGCUGCACCAGGAAAAGCCGUUCCGCUGCACCAGCUGCCGAAAAGGCUACAGCGAUGAAACCCAGCUCCAGCAGCACAUGUUGUCGCAUAAUGGUGACAAACCUCACAAGUGUGACCUGUGCGACAAGAGCUUUGGGUUGGCCUAUCUGCUUCGUGAUCACAUGAACACACACACUGGAGAGAGGCCUCAUCGCUGCGACCAGUGUAACAAAACCUUUUCCUGGUUCAGCAGCCUGCUGGUUCACCAGAAGAUCCACACACGCAAGAAGCAGUUGUACAGCCCACACAAUUCCAUCCCUGUGAGCACUGGGGUGAGGGGCGGUGAGAAGAGAGAGGGGGGGCUCACAUGGAGCUUGUCUAGACCCUUAGGAGGCUCGGGCAUGAGUACUCAGCAGCCUCUGUACCCACUCUCUCCACAGAAAGAUGCAGACAUACACAGAAAGCCACUACACCCACAAUCUUCCAUGCUCCAGUCUCACAUGAAUUUACAAAGCAGGCAGCAGGGUGAGCAGUGGCCAUCUGAGCCACAACCUCAGCCUGUGCAGUGGAAAGUGGAUGGUGGAGAGGUGAUGCCCGUCCCAACCCCACAGCAGCAACAUGGAGCUCCACAAACUCCGUUUGACUGCCCAACACAGCCUCAGCAGCACCAUCAGAGAAGUCCAGGCUGGGCAGAAAUCCCUCUGUUAACACAGUCUGGCUCUGUGACAGUUCAGACCUCAGACUCACAUAUGAAUGAGAAUAAAUCUUCUGCUGGCAGUUCUCAAAUGCCAAAAAAAUCCAGUCCGUCAGCAGUGAGCGAGAUGGUGCAGCAAAGGCCGCAAAAGCCUACCUGGAAUAGCACGCCCGCAUCUCUAGCGCUCGCCUCAACAAGCGCUGCGCAGCAUGAUUUCUCUGUUCCUUCCACCUUUAUGGACGGGGCGGCACUGUGGAGCGUCCGUCCCGCUCCACUAGUAAACUCGCAGAGCUCUCUGAACAAGCUUGGACAGGAACUGCAGCUGCCAAGGUGGCAAAGUGCUAUAGUGCCAUCACAAAAGGAGCCGCCCACGCCCACUAACAAAGAAGAGAGACCAUGGGAUGUGAGCAGUUCUCAAGUAAUUUCUUCGACUGUUAUGCAGCCAGAGAAGCCAUGGAACGGCUGUGAGCCUCAAAAGCUAUGGGCUUCAGGCUUAGCUGGUGUAUCCUCCUCAGCUCAAAUAAACCAAAGCAAUGCUAUGCCAAUUUCUACUCCGGUCUCUCAUGGAGUCACUAAUACCUUGUGGGAUAUUCACACACCUCCAAGUAUUCCAAAGACUAUUAACUCGACUGAGAAACUGGUAAACAGCCAAGAUUUCCACCUGCAGCAGAAGCAGGUGUCUCCUGCCUGGGGCAACAUGCAGACAGCCACGCAGAAGGUUCCCAUCUCCAUCCAGUAUGAAACUCAUCGUUUUGGACAGGCGAUGGGAACUCCAGUAUGGGGCUUCCAAAAUAAUCCAGUAAGUUCUCAGACGCUGCUCAGCUCUCAGCUCAAAACAAGCGGUGGACAAGAGCUUCAGCAACAACCAAUGGUAACUGGCACUCAAAUCAUCAUAAAUCAGCCUUCUCCCUUUUUCUCACCUCCACUUGCUCCGCUCCCCCCUCCUCUCGGCAUGCCAGGCCCUCACCCUCUUCAUUCUGUUGCGGUAGGUACAGUAGGUGCACUUUCAAGACCCCCACACCCAAAUAUUUUCUUCACACCGCAGGCGGUCAUGAGUGAGAGGCCACGCAUGCCGCAGACCCUGCCCCUACCUCAGUUCCCCCCGCAGACUGAACCACACAAACUUGGAUCCCGCUUGCCUUUUGCCCCAGAACGGCUUCUCCAGUGCAUGAUAUGUAGGUGCUCUUUUUCUCGGGAGCUGGAUCUACAAAUGCAUUACUUGCAACAUGCACAAGGGGAGAUGUGAUGUUUCCACACUAGUAACAAAAACAUAGUUAUCUUUUUAUUAUCGUUCUUGGGUAGAACCUCAUUUAUCUGUCACUUUGUUGUGCGGUUGUACCAUGUGAGUGGAAGGGCAUCAACCUGAUGGAGUUUGCACAUUUGACUUAAACACUUAUAUGACUGUGCAGUAUGUUUGAAACAGACAUACGUAUGGUUAGACUGGUCCUUUACAUACAUUUCAGUUGUGUGGAUUGUGUUAGGCGUGCCGAUUAAUGAGGUUCUACUGGCUACAUUUCAUUUAUUGCCAAUGUCACUUAGAUUUAGAGAUUAUUAGUUCUUUUUGAAGUCCUGUUCAUUUGUCUUGAACCAUUUGUACUGUGUUCCUUCAUGUACAGUAUAUACUGUGUGCCUUUCAUAAGUACAGUCUGCAUGUCUGCUGUUUUGGUAUUCUAGGCCCUAGUUUUUGCUUAAGGUAGACUAAACAACGUGACCUCACCCCCACAAAUGCAGAGCAGAAAUGUUAAUAGCAUACAACGUUAAACUGUAACCUUUUCCUUUUGGAGGGGCGAUGGGAUUUAUUGUUCUCAGUGUUUUGAUUAUUCAUUGUUUAGUUUUUUUAUCAGAACAUUCGUCUUAGAGCUGAUCACAUACAAGUAUGUUCCUCUUAAAAGUACUGCCGCUGGCAGGGUCCAGACAUCUCACUGGUCAAGUUUGUUUCUGUGUUAAUUCAGUCAGGAAAAGAGCAUCAACAUGUUAUAAUGCAUAAAGCUUUUUUCUUCCUGAGUUUUCUGUAAAUUGAAUUUCUCGAAUCUCAACUGAUUGCUGAUUUAUUCAUACUUGGCACCACUACACAGUUUAUGACGCUGUUGUUAAUUUUGUAAUAAACAAAACUUGGAUUUA